AUGAAGUUCACUGCCAUCGUCGCCUCCCUCUGCCUAGUGGCAGCUCCAUUCGUCGCUGCAGAGGAGACCACUACCUCAACUGCCACCACGACCAUCACUAAGACUCUGAUUCGUGUCAAUUCAGUGACCCCAACUCCUAGUUCCACUGCGAGCAAUAUGACCACCAUGGCUGCUUCGACGUCAACUCCUCUGUCUCACGCAGCCUCCACUUCAGCUGCUGCCGCCGCUACCUCGUCCGGCGCUGCGGCCAACAUUGGCGCUGGCAUGCCAGCUGCCUUGGCCGCUGCUGGCUAUAUCGUUGUGAUGGUGGGCCAAGCCCUGUAA
Penicillium mononematosum is the source of this 324-nucleotide messenger RNA. RefSeq lists its product as uncharacterized. The transcript has a single exon. The coding region runs from base 1 to 324 and encodes 107 amino acids. The record is from RefSeq and is a predicted model, not a curated record. Lineage: Eukaryota; Fungi; Ascomycota; Eurotiomycetes; Eurotiales; Aspergillaceae.